Messenger RNA from Anolis sagrei ordinatus, 3226 nucleotides. The record is from RefSeq and is a predicted model, not a curated record. NCBI's taxonomy places the organism in Eukaryota, Metazoa, Chordata, Lepidosauria, Squamata, Anolidae.
CUGUUCCUCUAGAAACCAAACUCACUCCCCUUCACCCCUCCUUGCCCGGCUGGGAGAGGGAAGUCUGUGCCUUUGGCCUCUUCUUCCUCCUCCUUCUUCCUCUCCUUCUGGUGAGUCUUCUUCCCAGACCUUCUUCUCCAAAGGGCGGAAGAGGGGCAGAAACCCAACACACCUGGAGGGAGGGCCAGAGUGGGCCCAGGCCUGGCCUCACCUGGGGUUGUGGGUCUUCACAACAGACUUCUCCAACCUGGAGAUCCUUAGGAGGAGGGAGAGGCAGGCAGAGAGAGAGAGGCCCAGGGUUUUCCCCUCCCCACCCACUCACCUGCCUCUCUGGCUCCUCUUUCCCCCCAUAAGUUUUUAAAUAAUUCAGUCUCAGUUUGUCAUCUGGAUUUCCAAAUAUGUUACUUUAGUCGUUACAUCAAUUUUUGUCUCUUGUUUCAAAGUCUCUUGGUUCUUCUCUACAAGAAAGGCUAUGGAUCAUGAAGCAUCCGGUGAAGGAAUCACAGGGGGAUUCAGUAUGGGUUGGGACUGAAUGGGAGCUCAAUGGGAGGCCAGGUGGGUCUGGAGGCUAGAGAAGCAGAGGACCAGUAUCACCUGGCUCUGAAAGAAAUACAGGGCUUGGUUUAUAAUCUCCAAGAAAAAGCCUCUUGAAUCCUGUUGUCUAAUUCUGCCUUUCUUUCACAGAGGAAAUAAGAGUGUUGGCUGAGAAUUUUGUAGUCGAGCCUGUUCAAGGAUUUCUUUCCCUUGAGAGAAGAAGGAGGAAAAGCAUCUUGGAUCCAGUUUGCUUCUUCAUCAACAAGUGGUUCCAACAUGGAGAGACCCAACUCACCUGGACCUGAAGCAGGACUUGGGAGCAGCGGGGCAUCCUGGGGGAAAACUACACAUAAGUUCCUGAGUGUGGAAUUUUAUAGUUCACACAUAGAGCGCGAGUGCUUCAGGCAGUGCUCCUUCCAAGAGGGCGAGGGACCCAGAGAGGUUUGCAGCCGCCUCCACUCUCUCUGCCGCCAGUGGCUGAAGCCAGAGCAACACACCAAGGCAGAGAUGCUGGACCUGGUGAUCCUGGAGCAGUUCAUGAGCAUCCUGCCCCCAGAGAUGGGGAGCUGGGUCCGAGAGUGUGGGGCAGAGACCUCUUCCCAGGCGGUGGCCCUGGCGGAAGGCUUCCUCCUCAGUCGGGCCGAGGACGAGAAGCGGGAAGGACAGGCCCAAAGUAACUGCAUUGAUAUCCUGCCUGAUGCCUCUGAAUCAGAGAAACAUCUAUCAGACGCCACCCAGAGUCUCCAGCAGAUAGACCUCAAGCAGGAAGAAGACUGGGCUACAACCUUGGAGGUCACUAUCUUGCAUAUUCCCAGCUUUGUCAGGCAAAUCUAUCCCUUUGGAACUCAUAUUUACAGCCAGCUUUCAAAAACUAUCCAAAAUAACUGCAUCAAAGCCCAGUCAAAUGUCCCAGCAUCAGAGCAACUUCCAUCAGACACCACCCAGAGCCUCAGGCAGAAGGAGCUGAAGCAGGAAGGAGAUGCGCCUGUAACCUUGGAGGGGGCAGGAAUGACGUUGUUGCCGAAUCCUCAGUUAUUUCUUCCUCUUUGUGAUGGAGUGGAACUGGAUCAGGGCCCAAUCGCCUUUGAGGACGUGGCUGUUCGUUUCUCUUGGGAGGAGUGGGCUCUCCUGAAUCCUGGUCAGAAAGUCUUGCACGUGCAGAUCAUGGAGGAGAUUCAUGGGAUUGUGGACUCUCUUGCAGCUAACCAGAACACCCAACACAGGAAGCAUUUGGGACACAAUGGGGGUCUUUCUAGACACCAGCAAAGCCAGAGAGAAGAUGGAGAUUCUGCCAGAGAAAGGCCUUACAAAUGCAAUGUAUGUGGGCAGUGUUUUACCCAAAAUAUAGGACUUAUACUUCACCAGACACUCAGUGCUGGGAAAAGCCAUUGUCAGUUGAAAGUAUCAGCAAAAUAUGUUGCUGAUUACAAACUGCCAGAUCUAGGUCAAGAAGAAAUCUUUAAAGGAACGGAGGAUGUCAUAAACCAGGAAUGUGGGAGAUGUUUUGCUUCCAGUUCACAGUUGGUGAGCCACAAAAAACUCCACACAAGAGAGAAGCCAUACCAAUGCAAGGAGUGUAAGAAAUGUUUUACUUGGAAGUCAUCAGUUCUCAGACACUUAUGUAUCCAUACAGGAAAAAAACCAUACCAGUGCCAGGAGUGUGGGAAAUGUUUUGCUCGCAGUUCAGACUUGGCAAAGCACAAAAGACUCCACACAGGAGAGAAGCCAUACCAAUGCCAGGAGUGUGGGAAAUGUUUUGCUCGCAGUUCAUACUUGGUCAGCCACAAAAAACUCCACACAGGAGAGAAGCCAUAUCGAUGCCAGGAGUGUGGGAAGUGUUUUGCUGACAGUUCGGCCUUGGUGAGGCACAAGAGACUCCACACAGAAGAGAAGCCAUACAAAUGCCAGGAGUGUGGGAAAUGUUUUGUUCACAGUUCACAGUUGGUGAGCCACAAUAAACUCCACACACGACAGACGCCAUACCAAUGCCAGGAGUGUGGGAAAUGUUUUGCUUACAGUUCAGAAUUAGUGCGGCACAAAAGAUUCCACACAGGAGAGAAACCAUACCAUUGCCAGGAGUGUGGGAAAUGUUUUGCUGUUAAUUCAGCCUUGGUGAGACACAAAAGAGUCCACACAGGAGAAAAGGCAUACAAAUGCCAGGAGUGUGGGAAAUGUUUUGCUUACAGUUCAUACUUAGUGUGCCACAAAAGACUUCACACAGGAGAGAAGCCAUUCCAAUGCCAGGAGUGUGGGAAAUGUUUUAUUCAACGUUCAGACUUGGUGAGCCACAAAAGAGUCCACACAGGAGAGAAGCCAUACCAAUGUCACGAGUGUGGAAAAUGUUUUGCUCAGAGUUCAAAAUUGAUGAGGCAUAAAAAACUUCACACAGGAAAGAAUGGGUAAAAGUUCCAGGAGCGUGGGAAAUGUUUUACUCAGAAUACACUCUUUAUAGACCACUGGAGAUCCCACACAAGAAGGAAACCAUACCAAUACCAGGAGUGUGGAAAAUGUUUUGCUGACAGCUCACAAUUUGUGAGCCACACAGGUGUCUGUUGAGGCCAAGCCAAAGGAAAAGAUGUUUCCACUAUUAUUUCUCUUGAUGUCAGAUUAUACCUCUGUAUAGAAUUUACUGGGUGUAUUCUUGCUCCUGGCACACUGCUGAGCCAUAAUAAAUAGAAAAACAUGAGCCUUA